AUAGAGACGAUACAUAUACACAUCUCUCUUCAAAACACUACGAACAAUUCGGCCUCUUGAGAUUCUGCAUAUAACUUGCAAUUUUACAGAUGGAGUGUUGAAAGAACCUUUGCUUCAUGGAAUGAGAGAAAUCGUUAUGGUACAUUGAUUGAGAAGAGAGGAAUAAGAAUCAAACGAAUGGGAAUGAUAUGACCAAGGAUGCCUCAUCGAGCUCAACAAAUAUAUUUACAGAACAGAACGGAUCACGAGAGACAAACUACAACAAUACAGUCGAAACAAUGGCGAGCGCAGUCGCUGAUGGGAGGAGAAAAUCCGCGCCAGCUAUCUGUCCCACGGAUGAUGAUACGGUAGUAUUGGGGAAUAAGCAGUCGAGGAUGGGGCAAAAGGAGGGACUUGGAGAAGAGGGGAGGUCAAAGACUGCGGGGAAGGAGAUCAGAAAUAAACAAAGUUGGGAUUAUAUUUGGAGAACGGGGUUGGCGGGGGGUUUGGCUGGUAGUGCGGCAAAAACCGUAGUCGCCCCCCUCGACCGAGUAAAAAUCCUCUUCCAAGCCAGCAACCCUCAAUUCGCCAAAUAUACCGGCUCCUGGUUUGGCUACAUCACAGCCAUGCGAGACAUUCACAGCGAUGAGGGACUGCGCGGACUCUUUCGCGGACAUUCUGCGACUAUCCUCCGUAUAUUUCCAUACGCUGCGAUUAAAUUUCUAGCAUAUGAACAAAUCCGCGCAGCGAUCAUACCAAAACGUGAAUACGAGACACCGUUCAGAAGAUUGAUUAGUGGUAGUUUGGCGGGAGUAACGAGUGUAUUUUUCACCUAUCCCCUGGAGGUCAUGAGGGUUAGAUUAGCGUUCGAGACUAAAGGACGGAGCGCGGGGUUGGGGGAAAUUUGUAGGAGGAUAUAUCAUGAAGUUCCGCCGCAGCCUAAAUUAUCUACUACGACUGGAGCAGGAAGUCUAGUUGCCGGGGCAGAAAAUGCGGUGCAGAUUAUUGUACCCAAAAGUGGAUUGGCAAAUUUUUACAGAGGGUUCUCGGCAACGAUAUUGGGAAUGUUGCCAUAUGCUGGAAUGUCAUUUUUAACGCAUGAUACCGCGGGAGAUCUGUUAAGACACAAGAGUAUCAAACAGUAUACGACACUUCCGAAACCAGCACAUUAUGCGGAGAAUAAACCCGCGCCGCUUAGAUCGUGGGCGGAAUUAUUCGCGGGUGGUGUAGCAGGAUUAGUGUCCCAAACGAGCGCGUAUCCGUUGGAAGUGAUAAGGAGGAGAAUGCAGGUUGGGGGAACGGUGGGAGAUGGGAGGAGGCUGCAUAUUGGGGAGACGGCGAGGAUGAUUGUUAGGGAGAGGGGGUGGAGAGGUUUCUUUGUGGGCUUGACGAUUGGUUAUGUGAAGGUUGUGCCGAUGGUUGCGGUGAGCUUUUAUGUUUAUGAGAGGGGGAAGGGAUGGUUGGGUAUUUAGGGUGGAGAGUCUAGAUGGGAAGAGAAGGGAAGAGCACUUGAUAGAUUUUGGAGUAGUGUUGUGUUUCGUGGUAUUGAUAUUGUAUGUAUGUUUGUAUGUAAGCAUUUUCAUUGGGAAGAUGGGAAGAGGGAUGGACAUUCUUGGGAUAUUGAUCCGGUGGGAAGGGAACAUUGAUACGAAAAUUCGAAGCUUUAGAAUUAGAAAUGGGAAUUAUGUAUCAUCUA
This is a messenger RNA of Botrytis porri, 1675 nucleotides long. RefSeq lists its product as uncharacterized. Bases 189 to 1451 code for a protein of 420 amino acids. The transcript has 2 exons. The record is from RefSeq and is a predicted model, not a curated record. Gene Ontology annotation, biological process: transmembrane transport. NCBI's taxonomy places the organism in Eukaryota, Fungi, Ascomycota, Leotiomycetes, Helotiales, Sclerotiniaceae.